AUGCUUUUUUUCAGUUUCUUCAAGACCCUCACGAACCAGACAAUUACUGUCGAGCUGAAGAACGAUAUCCGCAUUCGUGGAGUCCUGAAGUCCGUCGACCAAUUUCUCAACAUCAAGCUCGAUGAAGUCGAGGUGUUGGAACUCGACCGAUUCGCUCACUUCUCCUCCGUGAAGACUAUGUUCAUCCGCGGUAGUGUUGUGCGCUACUUAGUGCUGCCAAAGUCGGAGAUUGACGUUGAGUUGUUGGAGGAUGCUACUCGCCGCGAGUACGACAACCCAAGCACCCGUCAGCACUAA
Molecule: messenger RNA, 297 nt
Organism: Penicillium taxi
Lineage: Eukaryota; Fungi; Ascomycota; Eurotiomycetes; Eurotiales; Aspergillaceae
Product: Sm-like protein LSM2
Exons: 3
Coding region: 1-297 (98 amino acids)
Biological process (GO): mRNA splicing, via spliceosome
Cellular component (GO): precatalytic spliceosome; catalytic step 2 spliceosome; U4/U6 x U5 tri-snRNP complex
Molecular function (GO): RNA binding
Source: RefSeq, a predicted model, not a curated record